This is a messenger RNA of Colletotrichum truncatum, 714 nucleotides long. Its product is annotated as U4/U6.U5 small nuclear ribonucleoprotein component snu23. Lineage: Eukaryota; Fungi; Ascomycota; Sordariomycetes; Glomerellales; Glomerellaceae. Gene Ontology annotation, molecular function: zinc ion binding; nucleic acid binding. Gene Ontology annotation, cellular component: spliceosomal complex; U4/U6 x U5 tri-snRNP complex. The record is from RefSeq and is a predicted model, not a curated record. Gene Ontology annotation, biological process: mRNA splicing, via spliceosome.
AUGGCCGACAAAAAGGGCAGCGCGUACGGCGCGCCAGCAGGCGAUACCGACUUCCGUAAGAACUGGGACCUGGAUGAGUACGCCGCCAAAGCCAAAGAUCGCGAGGCGAAGGAGAAGGAGGAAGCAAAGGCGCGAUAUGAAGCCAAGAUGGCGGGAAAGAAAUAUCACAAGCCUCUGACCGGAAACGAGACAUUCACACAAGCCCGGCGGAACGUCUUGGAUCUUAGCGCACAGGUCGGCAAGACGCAGCUCGUACCGGCCGGUGCGGGCGUCGGAAAGCGUGGUAGAGGAGCAGGAUUCUACUGUGAUGCCUGUGACCUCACAUUUAAAGACAACAAGCAGUUCGUGGAGCAUCUGAACACGCCACAGCAUCUGGCAAACACCGGUCAGACGACAGAAGUCAAACGAGCAACUGCGGAGGAAGUUAGGGAGCGGAUCGAAAUGCUCUGGCAGCGAAAAAUGGACCUGGAAAAGGAAAAGGCUACAAGUUUGGAGGAACGGCUUGCCCUGAGAGAGGAGGAAAGCUUGAAAGAAGCGGAGGAGAGGAGGAAGAAGCGGAAAGAGGCGGAUGAAAGGAGGAGAAUCAAGAUGGAGGAAGCUGAGAAGGUCAAGACGGAGUAUGGAGAAGAUGUGAGAAUUGAAGGAGAGCACGACGAAGAUGACAUGAUGGCCGCGAUGGGUAUUACGGGUUUUGGGACGUCGAAGAAGAAGUGA